Messenger RNA from Lipotes vexillifer (Yangtze River dolphin), 321 nucleotides. RefSeq names its product NHL repeat containing 4 (gene NHLRC4). The record is from RefSeq and is a predicted model, not a curated record. Bases 31 to 321 code for a protein of 96 amino acids. The transcript has a single exon. NCBI's taxonomy places the organism in Eukaryota, Metazoa, Chordata, Mammalia, Artiodactyla, Lipotidae.
CCUGCCUUGGAGCCACUGGCCCCCGCCUCCAUGCUGGGCCUGGAGGGCCCCUGCUGGGUGGGCCUGGGGCCCGAUGGGGGCCUGGCUGUGAGCGAGGAGUUCAGGGACAUGUGGCUGUUUGGCAGUGCCCGCCAGCCCCUGUGCUCCCUGGGGGACCUGACUGGGCACCACUUUGGCAGCCUGGCAGGCGUGUGCACCGAUGCAGCAGGCAGUGUCAUUGUGGUGGACGAGCAGCGGCACCAGGUGACCCUGUUGCCCUGGGCCAGGGCGCCCAUCUGCCUGGUGUCCGAGGGGCUGAGGUGGCCCCUGGGUGUGCCCUGA